This is a messenger RNA of Capsella rubella, 1902 nucleotides long. RefSeq lists its product as uncharacterized. NCBI's taxonomy places the organism in Eukaryota, Viridiplantae, Streptophyta, Magnoliopsida, Brassicales, Brassicaceae. Bases 374 to 1687 code for a protein of 437 amino acids. The transcript is spliced from 7 exons. The record is from RefSeq and is a predicted model, not a curated record.
GCAGGGGCAAUGAUGAAUCUUGAUUUGAUCUUCUUCUCGAAAACCUCAUUUUGCUUUUGCUUCUUCUCUUCCAUUUCCAUAUUUACACUUCAUAAUAUCUCCUUCACCCACUUCUCUUCUUCCCCAUUUAUAACACACAGAUAAAUACAUACACAUACUUUAACAUUUAUAUAUAUAUUUUGGGCUAGCUAUAGUAAUCCUUUAAAAUCUCUUUCCAUUUUCUUGAAAUGGUCCUCCUCUCAUCUUACCUCUAGAAGAAUCUGUCUGACCUUCUCUCAGUUUCCAUUUUUCUCACUUUCUCGUUCUUCGGACACUGAAUGUGAUACACAUACAUAGGAGAUUGAUAAAAAGCUUUAAAAGAUCGAUCAAUAUAAUGGAGGUUUUUGUUCGUCUUCCAUCCAAGAGAAGCCUAAUUCUUUUUCUUGUUAUUAUUGUAAGUCUCUCUUUGAGCCAGAAGGUCAAACAUGUCUCUGCCUCUAACGACACUAAACCAAUCAGACAAGUCAGUAGCUUGAGACUAGAGAGGAUUCAAAAGCACUUGAACAAGAUCAACAAGCCUCCUGUCUUCACCAUCCAGAGUCUAGAUGGUGAUGUAAUAGAUUGUGUACCCAAAAAGAAGCAGCCAGGUUUGGAUCAUCCACUCUUAAAGCAUCACAAGAUUCAGAAAGCACCGAAGAAAAUGCCGAAGAUGAUGGGAAGAGAUGAUGUUAAUAAAGAAGAAGAAGCAGCAGCAGCAGCGAAUGUAUUGGAAGGUGCAUGGCAAAUGUGGCACGUGAACGGCACGAGGUGCCCAAAGGGGACCGUUCCCAUACGACGCAAUACGAUGAACGAUGUGCUCAGAGCCAAGUCUUUGUUUGACUUUGGCAAAAAGCGACGGAGCAUCCACCUUGAUCGACGGACAGAGAAGCCUGAUGCCCUCGGCACUAAUGGACAUGAGCAUGCGAUAGCGUAUACGGAAACAUCGUCGGAGAUAUAUGGAGCAAAGGCGACGAUCAAUGUUUGGGAUCCAAAGAUAGAAGAAGUGAAUGAGUUUAGUCUCUCUCAGAUUUGGAUUCUCUCUGGAUCUUUCGUCGGUCCUGAUCUCAAUAGUAUAGAAGCUGGGUGGCAGGUCAGUCCGGAGCUGUAUGGUGACAACAGACCAAGAUUGUUCACUUAUUGGACGAGUGAUUCAUAUCAAGCAACGGGAUGUUACAAUCUUCUAUGUUCUGGAUUUAUCCAAACAAAUAACAAAAUUGCAAUUGGAGCAGCCAUUUCUCCUCUCUCUACUUUCAAAGGGAACCAGUUUGACAUCACAAUUCUCAUUUGGAAGGAUCCGAAAAUGGGGAAUUGGUGGAUGGGAUUAGGGGACAACACGCUAGUCGGGUAUUGGCCAGCCGAGCUAUUCACGCACUUGGCCGACCAUGCGACCACCGUGGAAUGGGGAGGUGAGGUUGUGAACACGCGUGCUUCAGGCCGGCACACGACGACUCAAAUGGGUUCGGGUCAUUUUCCGGACGAAGGGUUUGGGAAAGCAAGUUACUUCCGGAAUUUGGAGGUCGUGGAUUCGGACAACAGUCUCGUACCGGUGCAUGACGUCAAGAUAUUAGCCGAGAACACAGGAUGUUACGACAUAAAGAGUUCGUAUAGUAAUGAGUGGGGAACUUACUUUUACUAUGGUGGACCGGGGAAUAAUCCUAGGUGUAAUUGAAAUCAAAGUGUACAUAGUUGGGGCUGGGGAGAAUGGUGGAAAAAAAAAAAAGAGAGUAUCGAAUGUGUAAUUUUUUCUCUAAAGGAUGGGUAGUGAAAAUUGAAUAUUAUUUGGCUUAUUGUUGUUGGGGUUUAAAUCUAGUAAUUUAUUAUUGCAUUCAUAGGAAAAAAAACGAAUGAGUGUAUGCAAUAAUGAGAGUAUGAUAACAAAGUUUA